This is a messenger RNA of Dictyostelium purpureum, 195 nucleotides long. RefSeq lists its product as uncharacterized. The annotation marks the transcript as partial. The transcript has a single exon. Lineage: Eukaryota; Evosea; Eumycetozoa; Dictyosteliales; Dictyosteliaceae. The record is from RefSeq and is a predicted model, not a curated record.
AUGUCAGAAAAAUUUAAACACAAUAGAAGAAAAUUUGAAUACCAAGGAAGAACCAUUUACGAAUGGGAACAAUCAAUAGAGGAGAUCAAUAUAUUUGUUCAACCACCACCAGGUAUAACAUCGAAAAUGAUAGCAUGCGAAAUAACACCAACUAAAUUAAUCUUGGGUAUUAAAGGAAAUCCACCAUUUAUAAAC